AUGGGUUGGUGAAGUUAUGGUGAACAAAUGGUGGACGGAGCAAUUGUGAAAUUGACAAGUGAAUUUCUCGGUGGAUUUUUGCAGAGUAGGAACAAAUUGAAAUAGAUGAAAAGUGGCUAAAACAAUCAAUUGGAGUAUGAUAGUAACGUUAUGAUAUUGACCUGUGCGAUAUAUGCCCAUGUUUGACCGCAAAUUGUGGAUUUUCUCGGGGCUGUGUGCUGAGCAUAUUGUUUGAGCAUUGUGUUCGCCUCAACAUCACUAUCCCAAACCAAAAAACCAACCUGACAUCUUGGAAAAGCACACAACAAAAAAAGAAGGAUUUGUCCAGCAUCACAGAUUCGGGCGGAAAUGGAGCUCAGAGUGGGAAAUAAGUAUAGGCUGGGCAGAAAAAUUGGUUCUGGAUCGUUUGGAGAUAUCUAUUUAGGCACAACGAUCUCAACAGGCGAAGAAGUUGCCAUCAAAUUAGAAUGUAUCCGGACGAAACAUCCACAGUUGCACAUAGAGAGCAAAUUCUACAGAAUUAUGCAGGGCGGAGUUGGCAUACCACGAAUUAAAUGGUGUGGCUCCGAGGGUGAUUACAACGUGAUGGUGAUGGAACUUCUGGGACCAUCGCUCGAGGAUCUCUUCAAUUUUUGCUCCAGAAGGUUCACGCUUAAGACGGUCCUUUUGCUUGCCGAUCAAAUGAUUUCGCGUAUUGAUUACAUCCAUUCGAGAGACUUCAUUCACCGUGACAUUAAGCCAGACAAUUUUCUGAUGGGUUUGGGCAAGAAGGGUAAUUUAGUGUAUAUCAUUGAUUUUGGUUUGGCGAAGAAGUACCGUGACACACGUACACAGCGACAUAUACCAUAUAGAGAGAAUAAGAAUUUGACAGGAACUGCCCGAUAUGCAUCAAUAAAUACACAUUUGGGCAUUGAACAGUCAAGGCGUGAUGAUCUGGAGUCAUUGGGAUAUGUCCUGAUGUACUUCAAUUUGGGCACAUUGCCGUGGCAGGGACUGAAGGCGGCCAAUAAGAGACAGAAGUACGAGAGGAUUUCGGAGAAGAAACUCUCGACGCCCAUUGAGGAAUUGUGCAAGGGAUUCCCUGCUGAAUUUCCCACCUAUCUCACAUACUGCCGACAAUUGCACUUUGAACAGAGGCCCGACUAUUGCUAUCUGCGAAAACUCUUUAGGACACUUUUCCAUAGACAAGGAUUCACCUAUGAUUACGUUUUCGAUUGGAAUAUGCUGAAAUUCGGUGGCUCACGCAGUACAGCUGGCCCCAAUGAGGAAAUUGAGGGCGGUGGUGGCGGAGCGAAACGCACCCAAAUGACCACCAAUACAAUGGAGGAGCCCACAAACUCCUCACGACCAUACGAUACGCCCGAGAGGAGAUCUUCGAUACGUAUCCGUGGGCAGAGUGUGGUGAAUGAUAUGCGAAAUGUGAAAUAGUUUUCAUAAGGGGAAUGGCAUUGAGGAAAAAAAAAUUAAUUAACACAGAGAGGACGCAUAAAAAAUAAUUAUUAAAAAAAGAGAUGAUGCAAAAAAAAUUAAAGAUUUAAGAUGAAGGAAAAAAAAAACUUUAAAUAUGGAAUAACAAAUUUAUCCAUAUUUAAACUUACUAUUAUUAAAAUGCAAAUAUUCUGAUAGUGAGCGAGAUGUGAGCGACAACAUGAGAGCUGGGGAACAUUUUUAGUAUGAGGGUCCGUUUAGUCCCUCGGCCCUAAGACUUAAAAAAAAAACAAACAAACAAAAUACCUUAUAAUUAAUUAUACAAUUGAAAAAAUAAUUAUUUAAGGUGAUGAAUAAAAAAACGUGAGCGUAAAUUUCAAAAACAAAAUAAAAAAAGAAUAAAUUAUUCAUAAUAAUUAAUAAAAAAAAAACAAAAAACAAAGAAAAACCGAUGUGAAAAUUCUCCUCAGUCUUUAAUUUCGUUUCACAUCAAUGAGACAAUUAAUUAAAAAAAGAAGAAAACUCUCGAAACACGAGAGAUGAUAAAGAAAAAAAUAUAUAAAUAUUAAAAAAAAAAUCAAUGGUAAGGGAUAAAAAUAUCAUAAAGUGAAAAAAAAAAACAAUUUUUAAGUGUAUAUUUGAUCACGUUAAAAUUAAAAAAAAGAAGAAACAAAAUAAAACUAUAAUGAAAUUAUUUAGGAA
This is a messenger RNA of Phlebotomus papatasi, 2130 nucleotides long. It is a transcript of the gene dco, whose product is annotated as discs overgrown protein kinase. The record is from RefSeq and is a predicted model, not a curated record. The transcript has 7 exons. Lineage: Eukaryota; Metazoa; Arthropoda; Insecta; Diptera; Psychodidae. Gene Ontology annotation, biological process: peptidyl-serine phosphorylation; endocytosis; signal transduction. Bases 349 to 1428 code for a protein of 359 amino acids. Gene Ontology annotation, cellular component: cytoplasm; nucleus. Gene Ontology annotation, molecular function: protein serine/threonine kinase activity; ATP binding.